UAUGGCAGGUGUCAAGCGGUUCGUGAGGAAUGACCGGUUGUACACGGCGGAUUGAUUUGAUCUAAUUACGGCCGAGGGAAGGCGAGAUGUCUUUAGACGCUAGGAAAUCGUCGCGAAUCGAAGACUUAAUUUCCACGGAGGAUGACACUUUGGGAUCCUCCAUAAGUCUAAGCGUCGGAGAGAACUCGGUUCGCAUUAAAGAGAAACCCAAAACUACCAAGGAAGUCGAACAUUUAUCGGCUAAUAAAAAAGAUGCGCCGGAUAAGUGGUGGUUGAAGAGACCUGAGACACGUUUAGGUGUCCUGAGUGCCAAGAAUGCAGAUGCGAAGUCAAAGCAGUCUCCUACUCCUUUGUCGGAUGUCAGCUCUUCUAUGAAAGAGUUUCUCGAGAAAGAGAGGAUGUGCAAGACAAUAUCCAAAAGCGAAGGAGAAGCAAAAGACAAGGAUGACACAUUAUGCGACAUACUCGCAUCUGCGGCUUUUGAUAAAUAUCCAUCAGAUUUUGAAAAUGCUACUGACGAAGAUAUCGGCAGUUUUCUAGAGGAAAUGAGCAAGAUUGCGGGGGCAUUAAGUCCGAAUUCAUGUCCUGAACGUACAAAGUCUGGCGGUUCUAAUAAGAAUCAUACAGAAGAAAAGUCUGUGGAAGAAUUAUUAGAAGAAGCUGAGAAGCUAGUCAGAAAAAAUUGUAACACUCUAUCGAAAAGUAUAUCGAAAUCUGAUACUCUAGUGCCAGAAAAUCAAGACGGAAGUUUGAGCAGAGUGAGGCAAUUAGAAGCUGACAUUUUUCAAUUAAUAGAGGAAGAAGUGCAUAAAGAAACGGAAAAAAUAAAAAGGAGUCCAAAAAACGAGAGAAAACGGGAAAACAGUCCCGGAUUCGAGAUUGUUUAUGAAAAUCUGAAUAAUUUGAAACCACCGAAAACGCUAGAACUUCAAAGAAAAAAGUUCGAAGAACAGAAAGUCGAAAUAUCAAGCAGUUCUGAUUUGGACGACCCGAUUGAGAGACAUUCCAAGUCCGAGGAACUGAAGAGCGCGAAGAAAAUUGAAAUGGAGAAGGAGAAUCUGCAGAAAGAGAUCACGGACGUGGACAAGGACUUCUUCGAGGAUUUGUUGAGAAAGUCUAAGGAGAAGGCGGAGGGCGGAAUGUCCGCGAGUUCCAGUUUCGGACAGGAAGAUUUCUCGCAUUUCUUGAAGCUGCUUCAAGGACAAAAUACGGAUAAAACAGAGCUGGAAUCAAAAGAGCCUAAUGCGGUAUACGAUUUCUUUUUAAAAUCUACUAAUGGCGAAGUAGUAUCGACUAAGGAAAGUCAAUUAGCUAGUGGCAAGACCCCAGAAUUCCCAGAAAAAGAAUUUUCCGAAAUAUUAGAAAAGGAAUUACCGGCCAUUAACGGUGUAAACAUGGAUCAUGAAAUUAAUGAGAGCGAUUCUAGCGUGAGCGAAGAACGGCAUAAAGGGGUACGGAAUUCUCUGUCAAGUAGAAAGACGUUCUUAAAACAAUCUAACAAUGAAUCUAAGAAGACUGCGUCGGAAAUCGUAGAAAGAGAAAGCAAUAAAAAUGUGACAGAAACCAAUAAAAAGACAGUCAAUUCUGAAAAUGAGUUAUAUACAGUAGGAUUGACGCCGAGAUUGGAAUUAUUUGCGGAUACAAUACCCAAACUUAUGGCUGAAAAGAUGAGUGAAAGUAUCGUGAAGGAGAACACGGAGGAGAAAGCAGAUUUGGUGUACAAGGAAUCUGCUUGUUCAGAAACGAAAGUUGAUACGAAAGCGGAAAAUUCAUAUACCGUCAAUGUAUCAAAGACUUUGAAGAUGCAUUAUCAAGAAGUACCUGACCAUGGCGUUUCGAGUAAAGCAAUAGAUGUACCUAAAACCGACCGCGUUGUUAGUGCACCAAGCAAUAAGCAAUCGAAAAAAGAGAUACGAUUUUGCAAGUCUAAAAGCUACGAUCUUUUAUGCCAGCCUCCCUUAAAAUCGUCUCUCGAAAAUAUCAGGGUUAACAAAGCAUUGGACGUGUCUAAGAAACCUGUAAACGCAAUUUCUAAAAAGUCAUCGGCAAAGUCGAAAGUGCAAUCCCGAUCAAUUCCCAAAGUCGCGCCGAAACCUAACUCAUCCUCAAGAUCAAAACUGGAUUCCGUUAAAGUUGGAUCCACAUCCAGCUUACCAGCUGCGUGCAAAGGAUCCCAAAUGAAAUCGCCCGAUAGUUACAGAAAAAAUUUCAUGGCCGCCGGAGAUUCGAAACAGAUUCCAAUAAAACGUGAUUGGGAGAUGUUAUGUCGCGAGGAAAGACACAAGAACGCACUGUUGAAACAACAGUUGGAGACCGAGGCAAAACUGUACAAGAGUCAAAUUGAGGACAUGCGUACGUCUUUUGAGGGAGAAUUGUUUGCUUUAAAGAAGCAGAAUAUAAUCUUGAAGGCAAGAGUUGACGAGUUCUCUCUGAGCGAAAGGCGCGCAGAAAUUCCUGUCAAGAACGACACGAAGAUUAUUCUUCUGGAACAGGAAUUGGAAAAGCAGGAAAGCCUGAUCCGCGCUUACGAGACUGAGAACAAGAAAUUGAUGCAAGAUACGAAACGUAUGCAAGAGGAAUUGAAAAAUUUGCAGUCUAAGCAGAAGAGCACGGUAUCGAAAACAAACGACACGCAACAGCUUGCUGAUCGGGUGAAGGAUCUCCAGGAAGAGACAUUGAAGUUGAAUCUCGAGGUAUCCGAGCUGAAGGAGAAAAAUGCUGAUUUCUUGCUGAAGAACGACGAUCUAAUUCAACAGAACAGUUUGCUCACGGACGAAUUGGAUAUGUUUAAGGAGCAGCUGAAAGUGAAAAACAACUUUAUUACAGAUCGGUUGCAAGUGAUGACUACCACAGAGUUGGAACUUAAAAAACAAAUAGAGGAUCUAACUAUUAAAUUGAGUUCUAAGUCGGAGCAGUUGCGCAUAACUAAACGGGCUAGAAGAGUUAGAGAAGGGAAUCUCCAGGAGAAAUUACGGAUAAGCAAAAGUCAUGUCGAGCGUGAGAAGCAGCUAACUCAGAGACUCAAGGAUCAGGUUAUUCUGGACAACAAGAAAGUCAUGGACCUGAACAGACAAGUGCGCGAGUUGGAGCGUAUACUCAAGAGGAAGAAUCCUGACUCAGUUUCGGCUCUCAUUCUGACCGCUAAUUCGGAACAGGAGAAGAUCGGUUCCGAGAAGGUGAAGCUUCUGGAGGAGAGAAUAACAAGUCUUGAAAAUGAGAUUAAAAACAAAGAGGAUAUCGCGCAACAAAAUUUGGUUGACUUACAGAAGAAGUUUUCCGACAUGAAGGAGAAAUACGCAGUCCAGGUGAUGGAGUUAGAGGCGAAACUGUUGGAAGCAACUGUGAAAGAACACAAGUUAUACAAUGACAUGUUCACGCAAACGACGGUGAAGUACAUUGAGAGCAAGAGCGUAGAGAAUAAUAAGAAAGACGAUAAACCUUUCACCGUGGAAGAUAAGAAGGAUCAGAAAACGAUAAAAGUUGGGCCGAAAUCUCAAAAUCCAAAGGAAGACGCGCAUCUCAUUGCCACUAUAAGAGGCCUGAAGCUGGAGAUUGCGAACAAGGACAAAACGGUCUCGAAGAUAACCAAGGAAUAUCAGGAGCUUCAGAAGACGAAUCGGCGAUUACAGAAGGAGCGGGAGAAAUUGCUAAACGAUCGUAGGAGUUUCAGGAGUAUGGAUUUCGAUAAGGCGUUCCGAGGGAUGAAGAACGGCGAAGGAAAUGAUCAGAAUUCGAAUGUUUAUCAGAACGGGCACGUUUCCGAGAGGUUAUCGUCGUCGACGCCAAAGUUGUACGAUCCGAUGCAGUACACGGAGAACGGCAAGAACGGGGUUAUCAAGAAAUUGACAAACGAAAAUGAUAUUCUGAAGGAGGAACUGAGCAAAAUAAAUAAGGACUUCAUGGCGCUGAAGAGCAAGAGGCUGCAUGAUUUGAAUCUCUUGCAGGAGGAACAUGAGCGAGAGAUGGCCACUCUUGUGAAAGAGUACAGCGUUAAGAUCGGUGAUUCUAAAGCGGUAAAGUUGCAGGGUCAGAUUAAUACUCAGGGAGCAAUCAUAUCGCAUUUAAAAGAACAGGUCGAAAAGUUCAGAGACUACAAGGAGCAGGUGAUCAUGUUGAAGGCCGAAAGAGAGCAUUUGGAGAAUAAAGUGAGGACGCUGACCGAGAAAGUCAAAUACUUAUCAACGCCGGGAACAGAACAGUUGCAAUUGUUGCAGGACAAAAUCACAAUCCUCCAGCAACGGCAUGAAAGCAGAGAGAUGACUUUGCAGACGUUAAUUCGCGAUUUACUGAGGAAUCGAACACAGUGCAAAGACUGUAAAAAUGAGAAAGGUAAAAAUCGACAGCUCUGCUACUUCCGGCAGGAGCUUGAUCAUAUCUUAGGAAUGCUACAAGAGAUCACUAAUGUCCAUUGAUCUCACUGAAUUGAGAAAUCGUCUCUAAAUAGUCACGCAAUGCAUUUGAUGGUUAUCGGUUUAUCAUCGAAUAUUGUGAUAAUUUUUACAAGAAUAAGAUUCGCGAUAUAGUUUAAAUAAUUCGAAAGAGGCAUUAAAUACUUUAGGUAUCGAAACAUAGGUACAUAAACGCGUUCGUUCGCGACACUCAGCCAAAAUAUUUAGUCGAUACUUCUAUCGACUCUUCCAUAAUUGAUGAGAACUAUGCGCAAUCUUCUUUCUUGCGUCCGUGACACCGUUCGUUCUGCGAAGUCGUCCAUUAGUACAGAACUCGCAAAGAAUUCGGUAGGCUCGGAUCACUGCCAAAGAGAAAAACGCUACUGCGUAACAUUACCAUUAAUAUCUAUAAUAACGAACGAACAUAUGAUUGAAUUACAAACUUUUUCGAUCUCUUUCCGUCGCCAAUUUUCUUGCCAUUCGCGCGCAAUGUCUGAGAACA
Mycetomoellerius zeteki is the source of this 4890-nucleotide messenger RNA. RefSeq names its product centrosomal protein of 162 kDa. Lineage: Eukaryota; Metazoa; Arthropoda; Insecta; Hymenoptera; Formicidae. The record is from RefSeq and is a predicted model, not a curated record. Gene Ontology annotation, cellular component: centriole; axonemal microtubule. Gene Ontology annotation, biological process: cilium assembly.